AUGGAUGUCGAUGAUAUUUCCAGGGAAGAUACAAAUGAAUGUGAUGACAUACCAAACAUAUGUGGAUCCAACUCACACUGCACCAACACCAAUGGAAGCUUCAACUGUUCCUGCCUGAGUGGAUAUCGGGAAACCAAUGUGAAUCAAACCAUAAGUGGCAGCAAUCAGUGCACAGAUAUUAACGAAUGCGUUGUGAUUCUAAACCUUUGUGGCCAACACUCAAACUGUGCCAAUACCAAUGGAAGUUACAACUGUUCCUGCUUGACUGGAUAUCAAGUGGCCAAUCCAAACCAAUCCAUAAGUUAUAGCAAUCAGUGCACAGAUGUGGAUGAAUGCCUUCAGACACCAUCAGUCUGUGGUCCAAACUCAGUCUGCAACAACACCAUUGGAGACUACAACUGUACAUGCUUGAGUGGAUAUAAUGUGACUGAUCCAAGUGUGCGAAGUAGUGCUAACAAUUCCUGCACUGAUACAAAUGAAUGCAAUGACAUACCAAACAUAUGUGGACCCAACUCAAACUGCAUCAACACCAAUGGAAGCUUCAACUGUUCUUGCCUGAGUGGAUAUCGGGAAACCAAUGUGAAUCAAACCAUAAGUGACAACAAUCAGUGCACAGAUGUGGAUGAAUGCCUUGAGAUUCCACCAGUCUGUGGUCCAAACUCAGUCUGCAACAACACCAUUGGAGACUACAACUGUACAUGCUUGAGUGGAUAUAACGUGACUGAUUCAACUGUGCGGAGUAGUGCUGAAAAUCCAUGUACAGAUAUUAACGAAUGCGUUGUGAUUCUAAACCUUUGUGGCCAACACUCAAACUGUGCCAAUACCAAUGGAAGUUACAACUGUUCCUGCUUGACUGGAUAUCAAGUGGCCAAUCCAAACCAAUCCAUAAGUUAUAGCAAUCAGUGCACAGAUGUGGAUGAAUGCCUUCAGACACCAUCAGUCUGUGGUCCAAACUCAGUCUGCAACAACACCAUUGGAGACUACAACUGUACAUGCUUGAGUGGAUAUAAUGUGACUGAUCCAAGUGUGCGAAGUAGUGCUAACAAUUCCUGCACUGAUACAAAUGAAUGCAAUGACAUACCAAACAUAUGUGGACCCAACUCAAACUGCAUCAACACCAAUGGAAGCUUCAACUGUUCUUGCCUGAGUGGAUAUCGGGAAACCAAUGUGAAUCAAACCAUAAGUGACAACAAUCAGUGCACAGGUAAAUGA
Messenger RNA from Sardina pilchardus (European sardine), 1212 nucleotides. RefSeq names its product latent-transforming growth factor beta-binding protein 1-like. The record is from RefSeq and is a predicted model, not a curated record. NCBI's taxonomy places the organism in Eukaryota, Metazoa, Chordata, Actinopteri, Clupeiformes, Clupeidae. Gene Ontology annotation, molecular function: calcium ion binding. The transcript has 9 exons. Bases 1 to 1212 code for a protein of 403 amino acids.